Messenger RNA from Rhizophagus irregularis DAOM 181602=DAOM 197198, 303 nucleotides. The record is from RefSeq and is a predicted model, not a curated record. Lineage: Eukaryota; Fungi; Glomeromycota; Glomeromycetes; Glomerales; Glomeraceae.
AUGCCACGACAUAAGAAAUCGUCUAAAGGACAUUCUUGGGUUCAAAUAAGUAAUGAUUCAACGGUUGGAGAUGACGAGUCAAUUUGGGAUGAGGGAGAUCAGCCUACUACUUCUUAUAAUAUAGCCAGAAAACUUUCUAAAGAAUAUACUACAGAAGAAAAAACUUCAGCGAAAAAAGAUGAGGGAAAUUAUCAUUUAUUGCCUUCGUCUAUUGAUGUUAAGCAGAAUAAGGACAGGCAGAAUGAGACUAGGGUAUUACGUGGUAUGUAUAAAUUAACAAGUUUGCUGGAUGGACGUGAGUAG